Molecule: messenger RNA, 954 nt
Organism: Parnassius mnemosyne (clouded apollo)
Lineage: Eukaryota; Metazoa; Arthropoda; Insecta; Lepidoptera; Papilionidae
Source: the annotation of a GenBank genome assembly
AUGUCUACUAGGCCUGGGAACUUUAAAAACCCGUUCUCAAGACCAUGGAUGACAGAGACGGGUGCAGCGGCUGCGGCUGGAGGUUCAGGGUCUGUUGGUUUAAAAGGCGUAGUAGCCGGUGGAAUUACUGGUGGCAUUGAAAUUUGUAUUACAUUUCCUACCGAAUAUGUAAAAACCCAACUUCAGUUAGAUGAAAAAGGUGGUACUAAAAAGUACGCGGGCAUAUUCGACUGCGUCAAGAAGACCGUGAAGGGACAUGGCUUCUUCGGGCUCUAUAGAGGACUUAGUGUUCUGCUAUAUGGCUCCAUACCAAAAUCUGCUGUCAGAUUCGGUGUGUUCGAACAAGCGAAACUCUACAUGUUGACAGAAAAUGGUACGCUAACAAACACUGGCAAGUUGGCAUGCGGUCUGGCAGCUGGUGUGGCCGAGGCUGUGUUCGCGGUGACCCCCAUGGAGACUGUUAAGGUCAAGUUCAUCAAUGACAUGCGGACGGAAAAGCCGAGGUAUAAGGGUUUCUUCCACGGCGUGAGGACCAUUGUGAGGGAAGAAGGUAUCGGCGGUGUGUACAAGGGAGUCACAGCGACUAUAAUGAAGCAGGGCAGCAAUCAAGCCAUCAGAUUCUUCGUGAUGGAGUCGCUGAGGGACUGGUACAAGGGCGGUGACAGAGACAAGCAUGUGCCUAAGUACAUCGUCGGACUAUUCGGUGGUGUAGCAGGUGCUGCGUCAGUAUUCGGUAACACGCCGAUCGACGUAGUAAAAACACGCAUGCAAGGUUUAGAGGCUGCGAAAUAUAAGAACACUUGGGAUUGCUUCAUAAAAACAUGGAAGCACGAAGGUCCGCUUGCCUUCUACAAAGGUACAGUGCCACGGUUAAGUCGCGUCGUUUUCGACGUCGCAAUCACAUUCACUAUAUACGACAGUAUCAUGGAUGUAUUCAAUUACAUUUGGAAGUGA